AGGAAUUAAUGUCAAAUUAUAGAAGGUUUGGUUGGUUAUAAGUCGCUUUGUUAGGAGCCUACAAAAUUUUAUUUACAUGUAAAAUUUUAUUUAUAUAUAUAAUAUAAUGUACCAUACGAAACUCUCACAUGUUACUCUUCUUCUUCUUCUUCUUCUUCUUCUUCUUCUUCUUCUUCUUCUUCUUCUUGGAGAAUCGAUAAUGGCGGAACCAAACAAUUGGAAUUCAGAAUCUGAAAAUACAGAAAUCAAAAGGGGAAAACAGGGGGAUCAAGAACAGAGGGAUCAGAAACACCCAAUUUACAGAGGCGUACGGAAAAGGAGUUGGGGCAAAUGGGUAUCGGAGAUCCGGCAGCCGAGGAAGAAAUCUCGGAUUUGGCUUGGGACUUUCACGACGGCGGAGAUGGCGGCGCGUGCACACGACGUGGCAGCUCUCAGCAUUAAAGGUGAUUCGGCAAAAGCCAUUCUCAAUUUCCCUCAACUCGCUGGUUUGCUUCCCCGGCCGGUAUCGUUAAUGCCGAGGGAUAUUCAAAAGGCGGCUGCCAAGGCGGCGGCGAUGGUCGAUUUCGAUUCCGCUACGGUAUCGCUUUCGUCGUCGAAUGAUGACGAAGGGUCAGAUGAAUUGGGGGAGAUUGUGGAAUUGCCCAAUAUUGAAGGGGACAUCAGAGCUGAGUCGUGGAACGAGUUCGAGUUCAUUGACUCGGUUGAUUGGUGGGGAAAUCCGCCGUUUGCGGCGGGGGAAAUGGAUUUCUGUGCGGUGUUUUCAGAUCAAAGUACGCCUCCGGUCACCUUCGACGGCGGCGAUUGGGAGUGGGGAAAAAAAUUGUAAAAUUAAAAAAGAAAGUUCUUUGUCGAAAUUUUAGUCGAUUCUCAAUUCCAUUUCAUGUGAGAUUGUGGCGAUUUUGAAAAAGAAAAAUUGUAAUAGUUGAAAAGUAGAAUUCGGAAA
Molecule: messenger RNA, 943 nt
Organism: Benincasa hispida (wax gourd)
Lineage: Eukaryota; Viridiplantae; Streptophyta; Magnoliopsida; Cucurbitales; Cucurbitaceae
Source: RefSeq, a predicted model, not a curated record